Messenger RNA from Gregarina niphandrodes, 546 nucleotides. RefSeq names its product adenine phosphoribosyltransferase. The record is from RefSeq and is a predicted model, not a curated record. Gene Ontology annotation, molecular function: AMP binding; adenine binding; adenine phosphoribosyltransferase activity. The transcript has 2 exons. Gene Ontology annotation, biological process: adenine salvage; AMP salvage. Lineage: Eukaryota; Apicomplexa; Conoidasida; Eugregarinorida; Gregarinidae. The coding region runs from base 1 to 546 and encodes 181 amino acids. Gene Ontology annotation, cellular component: cytoplasm.
AUGCCUCUACCCAAUGACGGCGGUUUGACCGCAGAGGAGGUUUCUCUGUUGCGCAGGAAUCUGCGAGAGUUCCCAGACUUCCCGAAGGAGGGAAUUGUCUUUUUGGAUGUGCUGCCGCUGUUGGCUGUGCCGGAAUUAUACAAGCUGAGCAUCAAGUGGUUUCGAUCCGUGAUGCCAUCCGGAAUUGACAUGAUUGUUGGUCCCGAGAGCAGGGGGUUUCUGUUUGCUUGUCCGCUGGCGUUGGAGACUGGUACUGGUUUCGUACCUGCUCGCAAGCCAGGCAAGCUACCAGGUGAACGGGUACAAGCAUCCUAUGCCCUUGAAUAUGGCGAAGCCACCUUGGCUGUACAGACAGGAAUGAUAACACCCGGGAUGAAGGUCUUCCUCGUGGAUGAUGUUCUGGCCACAGGGGGCACUCUCGCCGCCCUAAAGAAGAUAGUCGAACAGUGCGGAGCCACGGUAGUCAAGGCAGCCUGUCUUAUGAAUAUUGCCGCGCUACCUAAAACAGAUGUCACCCUCACGGUAGAGACACUGUUUGAUCUGUGA